Menidia menidia (Atlantic silverside) is the source of this 1638-nucleotide messenger RNA. The record is from the annotation of a GenBank genome assembly. Lineage: Eukaryota; Metazoa; Chordata; Actinopteri; Atheriniformes; Atherinopsidae.
AUGAGGCCGUGUGCCGUCCUGCUGCUCGCUCUGCUGGUUGAGACCUUCGCUGCCGAAGAGUCCUGUCUGGGCCGCUGCGAAAAUGGCUUUGACUCUCAGAAGAAGUGCCAGUGUGACUCCAUGUGCAAGUAUUACAAAAGCUGCUGCUCUGACUAUGAGCCCGUCUGUGGUAUGAUGACUCGAGGAGACACGUUUGUGUUUGCAGAAGAUGACGAGGACUCGCGUGAAGGUCCGACGCAACCUUCUGGACGUCCGGGAGGCGCUGAGUCUACCCGGCCAACCGUUUCGGACUUCAAUCGCGGACGGCCCCAGCAACGAGGCUCCUCCCUGCAAAUGACCAGACCUCCAGUAACAAUCGAUGAAAGAGUCUCCACUGUUGGCACUGAAGCCUCUAGACUCGCGGACGUCGGCACGACCUCGGCCCCUCAGAAUGCCACGACGGCUGAGACCACCACCGCUCCUGUGGCGGUGACCACCACCGAGGCCCCGGACCCGGACGCCGAGGCCUGCAGCGGCCGGCCUUUCGACUCUUUCAUGCAGCUCAAAAACGGCUCCAUUUACGCCUUCAGAGGUGAUUACUUUUUCGAGCUGGACCAGAAGUCGGUGCUUCCCGGUUACCCGAAGCUCAUAAAAGACGUGUGGGGCAUCCGAGGACCGAUUGACGCUGCGUUCACACGCAUGAACUGUCAAGGGAAGACCUACAUAUUCAAGGGAAACAAGUACUGGAGGUUUGAUGAUGGCGUGCUGGAGGACGACUAUCCUCGUGAUAUCAGCGUGGGCUUUGACAAGAUUCCUGAUCAUGUGGACGCAGCCUUUGCCCUGCCUGCCCCCGGUCACCACGCCAGAGAGAAGGUGUUCUUCUUCAAAGCUGACCAGUAUUACGUUUACGAGUUUUUGCACCAGCCGUCCCAUGAGGAGUGUGUGACCAUGUCGGAGAGGUCUCCUUCCGCACUGUUCAGGCGCUACACGGAUGUUUACUACAACAACUACGAGCGCUUCUUCGGCGAGCUCUUCUCUGCAAUGCCUCAGCAUCAUGACAAGCACCACUUCAUUAACAAAGACUGGAAAGGCCUCAAGUCCCCCGUGGACGCAGCCAUGGCCGGCAGACUCUACGUCCCCCCCAGGAGGUCAACGCCUCUCGGCUAUGGCCACCAGCCUGACCAGCAGUGGGGUCCACAGCAGUACCAGCAGUACCAGCAGUACCAGCAGAACGGAAGGCCGUGGGGUCAGAGGAGGCGAAACCGCUCGCCCUUCUGGGGCUCCAUGGCAGAGCAGGGGAUGAACAUGGGUCAGGGGUUUGCUGAGAGGGGCAUGGAAAUGGGUAUGAGACUCGCGGAGAGGAGGAUGGAAAUGGAAGAGAGAUUCGGGAGGGACUGGGACAGACGAUGGGAUCAGGACUGGGACCAGGAUAGGCGGAGAGAUCGUUACAACCCCAACAACAGAGGCAACUACGACCCCAGGGAUGACCGGUUACCCCAGGGGGAAAUGCCUGUCCAGAGCGUCUUCUUCUUCAAAGGAGAUAAAUACUACAGAGUGGACUUGAGGACCAAGAGAGUUGAUCCCGCAGCCCCGCCUUACCCCAGACCCAUCGCCAAGUACUGGCUUGGCUGUUCAGGCACCACCGGAGCAGAGAAGUAG